AUGAGACAGGUAAACAUUGGCGGCGACUUUGUCAGCCUGACACCAUGCGACAGGUGCCACGGGGUUGUACCAGAUGACAAAGCCAUCUACAUGGGUUUAAGAGAUCAUGUUGAACAGCUACAACUUCUAACAGCCAGAAGAGGUAAGGGUCGGCCGAAGAAAAUCAAGAAAAAGAAGACGAAGAGUGGUAGUACAGACAUAGUGAAAGCUCUCCAAUAUCUCCCGCUCCCGUAUCAUGAAGAAAUCGAAAGGCUGUACGACAAGUAUGGUUAUCAGGUGCGUUAUCUGUCUUCUGCUAGUUGGGAAGACAUUCUUCCCACUGCAGGGCCUACUGGCGAUAGGCCUACAGAGAACUUCAACGGAGAGGCAGCUGGAGAGCCGGAACGGAAGUCAUCUGACGAAAAGGCAUCACCAGAUGAUCACACUUGCGAACCCGAGACCGCAGCAGAAGAGGACCGAGGAACCAUAGAUAAGGAUCCCCUAUGGACAGAAGAGGAAUACGUGCAGGUAGAGAACAUGAAAGAGAGGCUUUACGAAGAUGACUUCUCCACACCCGAUCAUGGUGGCUGUAGAAAGGAUUCGGCCGGCGAUGGGCCCGCAGUACCUGAGGUGGAAGCAGACCGAGUGGGAAUAUGCGAGGUCCCAGCAGAAGAUGCAAAGACAUCAGAUGAUGAAGCGAGGCAAAAGCGCAUAAGGAUCAGGGAAAGCCUGAUCUACUUGCCUUUCAAAUGUCAGCAUACGCUGGUGGUUCAGCUACAAGGCAUUCUUGAGAGGGCGUGCUUCGAUUAUGCACAAAGACACCUGUCAACCCUACUACACGAACAUGAGUGGAGCUGUGCGGAAGCGGUACCACUUCAUACUUGGAUGGACCAGUUUAGUGUCAUACGAGAUACAUUCGAUAAAGAAAACAGCAAGGAGCUCCUGCAGACGGUAGCCACAAUUGAAGAUACGGCAGUGAAGCGCACGCCUAUCAACUGGCCUCGGAUGAAGGAGUUUCUGGACAUUGCAGUCGAACUAACAGGCAUCCUGCAAGCUAAACAGCACUGCGACACUAUACAGAGGAUUCGCACGAAUAUAUCAAAAGCCAUCCAGGAAUUACUUCGUCAGGAAGCAGAAGCACGAAAGGCCGAGUUUUGUGAGCUUCUAGGUAUUUGCCGUCAACAACGGGAAGUGGAAGCGAAAAGAAAGCAGUGGCAUACAGAGAGAGUGAGAAAGACGAAGGAACGCGAGCAAUCAGCUGGACUGGAGGUAUUGAAAGUGCUGGAAGGAGGGAAGGUUAUGACGAAUGUGUUCACCUCAUAA
Molecule: messenger RNA, 1302 nt
Organism: Fusarium coffeatum
Lineage: Eukaryota; Fungi; Ascomycota; Sordariomycetes; Hypocreales; Nectriaceae
Exons: 3
Coding region: 1-1302 (433 amino acids)
Source: RefSeq, a predicted model, not a curated record